AGAGGUAAGAUGGCGGCGGCGCCUCCUGCUCGCAAUGCGGCCCGAUCUACCCCUCAGCGCGGCCCCCGAGUGCUUCUCCAGGGCUCCUCCGUCCUGAACCGUGCCGGGGGCGGGUUUCCUCCUGCUCUGCGCUCCGGCAGCGCUGCCUGGGCGCCCCUCAGGGGUGCCCCUCACGCCCGCCGCCCGCGGACAAAAUGGCGGCGCCGGGGCUGCGGGAGCGCGCAUGCGCGGGAGCGCGGCGGCAGAGCACGUGCGCGGGCGGAGGGGCGCCGGGACGGACCGGGAUGGGCACCGGGAGAGAGGCUGGGAUGGACCGGGAUAAAGCCGGGAAUAUACCGGGAUGGGCACCGGGAGAGAGGCUGGGAUAGAGCGGGAUGGGCACCGGGAUAAAGCCGGGGAUAGACCGGGGUACGCACUGAGGAACACCGGGAUAGAAGCGGGAAUAGACCGGGAUGGGCACCGGGAGAGAGGCUGAAAUAGAUCAGGAUGGGAUCGGGAUAAAGCCAGGGAUAGACCAGGGUACGCACUCGGGGACACCGGACUAGAGGCGGAAAUAGACCGAGAUGAGUCCCAGAAAAGACCGGGAUAGAACGGUUCAGGCUGGAUGGGCAGCGGGGAUGCACCGGUACGGAGGCGUGGGUGAGCACCGGUAGCAGGGCAGGACGAAUCACCGGGAUAUGUCGGGAUAGAGGCAACGAUGGGCACUGGGAGCAGCGAGGAGAUACACUGGGGGUGCACUGGGAGAAGAGGAUCCCCCACAGAUUUCUGCAGGGCUAGCAGUUCCUUCGAACAUUAUUGGGAAUUACCUCCUUAGGAGCAGCCUCAUCUUCUGCUGAAGGGCAUCAGCAUGAACAGGAUCCGGAUUCACGUGUUGCCAACGAGCCGAGGCCGCCUGACCCCGGUGCCACGGCCACAGGAGCCCCUGGCCUGUGCCUUUGCCCCCCGGCCCUGCUCCCAGCCCCGCCUGGAAGGGCAGGAAUUCUGCAUCAAGCACAUCCUCGAGGACAGGAAUGCUCCCUUCAAACAGUGCAGCUAUGUGUCCACAAAGAAUGGGAAGCGUUGUCCCAAUGCUGCUCCCAAACCUGAGAAGAAGGAUGGCACCUCGUUCUGUGCCGAGCACGCCCGGCGGAACGCGCUGGCGCUGCAGGCUCAGGUGAAGAAAUCCAACCCCGGGCCCGUGGGCGAGACCCUGCUGUGCCAGCUGAGCUCCUACGCCCGGGCAGAGCUGGGCUGCCAGAGCAGCGAGAGCAGCCGCAGCGAGGCCAGCCGCAUCCUGGACGAGGACAGCUGGAGUGACUGUGAGCAGGACCCUGUGACCGUGGAGCAGACGUGGCGUGGGGACCCCGACAGCGAAGCCGACAGCAUCGACAGCGACCAGGAGGAUCCCCUCAAGCACGCUGGGGUGUACACGGCCGAGGAGGUGGCUCUGAUCAUGCGGGAGAAGCUGAUCCGCCUCCAGUCCCUCUACAUCGACCAGUUCAAGCGCCUCCAGCACCUGCUGAAGGAGAAGAAACGCCGGUUCCUGCACAGCAGGAAGGGAGAGCACGAGGCCAUCGGGAGCAGCCUGCUGACAGGGCCAGAGGGGCUGAUGGCCAAGGAGAGGGAGAACCUGAAGAGGCUCAAGUGCCUCCGGCGCUACCGGCAGCGCUACGGGGUGGAGGCUCUGCUGCACCGGCAGCUCCGCGAGCGCAGGGUCCUGGCCACCGACGGCGCCGCCCAGCAGGCACACACCACCCGCUCCAGCCAGCGCUGCUUGGCCUUUGUUGAUGACGUGCGAUGCUCCAACCCGUCCCUCCCCAUGACCCGGCACUGCCUCACACAUAUCUGCCAGGAUACAAACCAGACUCUGUUCAAGCCAUGCCAGGGCUCAGAGGAAGUUCCCUGCAACAAGCCUGUGCCUGUGAGCCUGUCUGAGGAGCCCUGCUGCCCCCUGCACCUCCGGCUGCCCCCCCAGAUGUACGUCCCAGAGCAGGUCCUGGCUGUGCCCCAGGAGCUGGGAGCUGCUCCCACGGAUCUGUACCUGAGUGCUGCUGAGCUCCAGCCCACCGAGAGUUUGCCCCUGGAAUUCAGUGAUGACCUGGACGUGGUGGGUGAUGGGAUGCAGUGCCCCCCCUCCCCUCUGCUCUUUGACCCUUCUGUGACCCUCGAUCCGUCCCUGAGGGACAUGGCCGAGGCUCCCAUCGACAUCCUGGCGCUGGAGGAGCCGGACAGGGGCAGCUCCUCCUCCACCCCGCUCGUCCCUCCUGCCGAGGGCCCUGCACAGAGUCACCUCCCGUUCCAGCCAGGGCCCCGGGAUGAGCAGCAGCCGGAGGAAACGGCCUCGUCCACCCCGGCCAACGGGAGCCUGGAGCCGGGGGCCGUGAGCUGAGCCCCCAGCACCGGGGUCCCCACGCCCAGGGGACCCUCAGCCUGGGAUUUGGGGCCACUCGUGUGUGGAAUCCUGCUCCAGUGCCAGGAUGAGCUGCAGCUCUGGCUCCUCCGCUGAUUCCUGGACCCUGAAACCCCAGACGGGAUCUCCAGAUCUUCGUGUCCUCUGUGGGGAUGGAGCCACGGGAGGCUGGGGAGGGGAAUCGCUGGAGUUGUGGAAUCCUUCACCACGCCCCGAUGUGCCCUGGGGGGGAUGAUGUGGCCGUGGCGUGUUUUGGGGGGACAGAGGUUCCAUCCCGCGGGGUCCCCCACAAUAAAGUGAUGGAGAUGGG
Messenger RNA from Oenanthe melanoleuca, 2699 nucleotides. RefSeq names its product KAT8 regulatory NSL complex subunit 2 (gene KANSL2). NCBI's taxonomy places the organism in Eukaryota, Metazoa, Chordata, Aves, Passeriformes, Muscicapidae. The transcript is spliced from 10 exons. Gene Ontology annotation, cellular component: NSL complex. The coding region runs from base 848 to 2368 and encodes 506 amino acids. The record is from RefSeq and is a predicted model, not a curated record.